AUGUCACGUUUGUCACAAAAAAUGUGUUCAAAGAAAGUGGAUCUUAAUAAGCAAUUUAUGAAAUGCUAUUCUUCUUGGAGAAACAACUUAUCAACCACGUUAAAAACCUUUAAGAAAACUAUGCCAAGUUUGGAAGACAAGUUUAAAGACAUUUCUAAAAAAACUCACCCUCGUGUAGAACACAUCCAAGGUGAUUUUGAAGUAGUAAAAUCUGUUGGUCAAAAACCAGUGUUUAAAUUUAAACCAUUACCAUUAAGUAUGUUAAAUAAAGUCAAAUAUUGCCUUAAAACUGAAAAUUUAUCUAAUUAUUGUGGUGAUCGCAGCUAUUAUUUCAUUGGCCCAUUAGCUAAAAUCGAGCAUGCCCUUGUCCAGUACACGUUAGCAAAAUUAAUAAAAAAAGGCUUCAAAUUAGUUUCAGUUCCGGAUAUAUUGCCAGAUGAAUUAAUUGAAAGGUGUGGAAUGGAUACAGCUGGAGAAAGAAAUCAAGUUUACACAUUUGAUAAUAAUUAUUACGGCAAGAAAUGGUGCUUAUCUGGAACUUCUGAAAUGGCUUUAGCUGGGUCUUUAAUGAACAAAAAUGUAUCUAAAGAUAAACUUCCCUUAAAAUUGUGUUCAGUUAGUCGUUGCUAUAGAGCUGAAGUUUCCAGCAUUGCUGAGGAAAAAGGAAUUUUUAGGGUACAUCAGUUUACCAAAGUUGAAAUGUUUGGAGCAUGUCUACCUGAAGAAUCAGAAAACAUGGCUCUUUAUUUUCGAGAUAUUCAAGAAGACUUAUUACAGCCAUUCAAUUUACAUUAUCGUGUAUUAGAUAUGGCCAAACAUGAGCUUGGGACACAAGCAUAUCGAAAAUAUGAUAUUGAGGCAUGGAUGCCAGGAUGUAAUAAAUAUGGGGAGAUUUCAAGUUGUAGUGACUGUACAAAUUAUCAAUCUGAACGACUGGGUAUUCAUUCCGACGGAAUUAUUUUACAUACUGUAAAUGGAACAGCAUGUGCUGUUCCCAGGUUAAUUAUUGCUCUUGCUGAAACUCAUCAAACCAUUGAUGGAUCACUAAUAUUACCUGAGAAACUUAAUGAUUAUGUUAUAGAGCAAAAUUUGUUUAAAAGUGGAUCUACUUUUCCUAAGUUUACUCCUGUACAAGCACAUCGAUAUAAAAUGUAA
Acyrthosiphon pisum (pea aphid) is the source of this 1155-nucleotide messenger RNA. It is a transcript of the gene SerRS-m, whose product is annotated as Seryl-tRNA synthetase, mitochondrial. The record is from RefSeq and is a predicted model, not a curated record. The transcript has a single exon. Gene Ontology annotation, molecular function: serine-tRNA ligase activity; ATP binding. Gene Ontology annotation, biological process: seryl-tRNA aminoacylation. NCBI's taxonomy places the organism in Eukaryota, Metazoa, Arthropoda, Insecta, Hemiptera, Aphididae. Bases 1 to 1155 code for a protein of 384 amino acids.